Molecule: messenger RNA, 3903 nt
Organism: Knipowitschia caucasica
Lineage: Eukaryota; Metazoa; Chordata; Actinopteri; Gobiiformes; Gobiidae
Source: the annotation of a GenBank genome assembly
AUGGAGCCUCACACCUGGAGCAAAAGGCUGGGAGCGUCUGAGUCCAUGCUCUGGUGUACAGUGUGUCUGCUGCUCCUGCCUGUGACCACCACCGCCCAUCAUGAGUCCGAUGCCUCGGGUCUCCUCCAGGUGACCAUCCCCAUAGAGCCUCCGGUGCUGGCCGUGCUGGGGGGCUCCCUCACCCUGCCCUGCCUGGUGUCCCUCACUCACCCGCCUCCCCCCUUCUCGUCCAACGGGCGCCUGGCCAUGCUGACGAUGCCCCGGGUCAAGUGGACGAUGCUGCGGGAGGGAGUAGAGACAGAGAUCCUGGUGGCCAGCGGGGACCGGGUGAAGGUGAGCGAGGUGUACCGGGAGCGUGCGUCUCUGCAGAACUACGCCUCGUCUCCCGCAGACCUGACCCUGAGGCUGGAGCGACUGAGACACGGGGACUCUGGACUGUACCGCUGUGAGGUGCAGCAGGGACUGGAGGACGCCCACGGGCUCGUCACGGUCCGAGUCAAGGGUGUGGUGUUCCACUACCGCGCCGCCUCCUCCAGAUACGCCUUCAGCUUCGCUCAGGCCCGAGACGCCUGCCACAGCAUCGGGGCAGACGUGGCUUCUCCAGAGCAGCUGGUGGCGGCCUACACCAGCGGAUACGAGCAGUGUGACGCCGGCUGGCUCUCCGACCGCUCCGUCAGAUAUCCGAUCCAGAUGCCCAGAGAAGGCUGCGCUGGAGAUCUGGACGGACUUCCUGGAGUCCGGAGCUACGGCUUUUUGGAGCCGGACGAACUGUACGACGUCUACUGCUACGUGGAGAAUAUCAGAGGCGAGGUGUUCCACAGCUCCGCCCCUGAGCGCUUCUCCUUCUCUGAGGCCCAGUCCUUCUGCAGAGGCCUGGGAGCACAGCUGGCCUCCACGGCUCAGCUCCACGCCGCCUGGAACGACGGCCUGGACCUGUGCAGUCCCGGAUGGCUGGCAGACGGCAGCGUGCGCUACCCCAUCGUGACCCCCAGGGAGCGCUGUGGGGGCGGGGAGCCGGGGGUCCGCACUGUGUACCGCUACAGCAACCAGACGGGCUUUCCAGAACCACACACACGACACGACGCUUACUGCUUCAGAGUUGAAAACUCUCCGUACACCGGUUCUCCUCCGGGCGAGCCGACGGAUGUCAUCGACUUCACUCACUCGUUUAAAGGGGAAGACUCUGGACACGUGACGGUUCAAGACAGCGCCACGGUCCAGCACACGGAGGAGCCCACGGUUAACCACUCUGCCACUCCGGUUCAGCCAUUCACCGAGAACGAUCGCCGGACGUCUGCAGCACAAGAUCACGCAGCUACGACUCAUACUGGAGCCUUAGGAGUCAAGGAGAAGAUUAAUCAGGACACAAUCCAAACAAAUCCUAGUGUUCCAGUUUUACAUCACACAGAAAUUCAAUCCAAUUCGACAGAUGCAGAAAGUUUUGAGGCCACACCCACGACUGAAGCGAACGCCUCGGACAUAAUCGAGAAAAAUCAAACAUAUAUCAUCUCCUCGUCUCGUGCCGAAAGCAAUUUUUCUCACGAUUUGGGAGAGGGUUUUGACAAAGACAAUUCCACCGUGUUUCUGGAGGUGGUGGAAGAAGCAGAAGAGUCGACGACUGUUUGUGACGUGACCGACCCAGCGGAGGAUUUAGAUGAACUCGGUGAAUUAGAAAACGUCACAGCGACGGUGGAACCAGGACCAGAGAGAACCAACGAGAGUCUGGUCUCACAGAACGGAACCGCCCACGUCUGCUCCUGUCAUUUAGCGGCUAACGAGUCAGAUGACCAGUCGUCCGGAGAGCUGUCCGUCUCCACAGAACCAUCUCCUGAUCAUUUACCGACUCUGCAAACUUGGUCCAAACCUGACGAACCCACACCUGAAGCAUCCACAGACUCAGACCUCUCUCCUUUGCUCCACGCAGUCACUUUUAUGGCCUCCACUUUCACAACUCCUUCCCCAGAUAUCGCCGAAGAAGAAACCAGGACCCAGAACCUUGCAGCUGUUCCCAGUCUCUCCACCGAAGCUGUUUCGGUAGGACCCCAGACGGAGAUGUUCGAUGGUGGUUCAGGACAAGACGUGGAAGAGAAGACAGAAGAGUUUAGUCCAGAGCCCACAGCCCACAGCGCAGCAGAGGGGGGUACGGACCUCCAACGGAUCAGCUUGGGUUCAUACGAGAGCGUGACGGUGGGAUGGCAGCUGGAGGCCUCUGAGGUCCCACAGGAGGCCAAGUCUGAGGUGGUCUACAGCCGGUCCCUGAGCUCUGUGACCGGAGAGACCGAGGAGCCCCCGACCGAGACAACGGACCGGAACAUCAACGAGCCUUGGUCUGAAGAGGACGACUCACGAGAAAAUUGUCCGUGGCGAAGUCGCGAGGAAACCACAGAUGGAUCUUUGACCACAGAUGACCAGAGGACCCCUCCCUCUCCCCACACCCCCCACACCCCCCUGGAAGUGGCAGACGAUGCGGCCAUGGCUGCCUCUGUGGCGGAGGUCAGAGUGGCAGCUGCGGCUCUGUCAGACACGUGUUUCCAGAGCCCCUGUUGGAAUGGAGGAACCUGCAUCGAAGAACAUUCUGGAGCCUACAGGUGCAUCUGUCUGCCGGGGUACACUGGAGACCUGUGCCAGUCUGACCUGGGUCAGUGUGAACCUUCCUGGGAUAAGUUCCACGGCUCGUGUUUCCGUCACUUCUCCAGUCGUCAGAGUUGGGACGUGGCAGAGCAGCACUGUCGUAUGUGCGGAGGUCACCUGGUGUCUGUGCUCACACCAGAGGAGCAGACAUACAUCAAUGAUAAGUUCAGAGAAGACCAGUGGAUCGGCCUCAACGACAGAACUAUUGAGGGAGACUUCCGCUGGUCAGACGGAAACCCUCUGUUGUAUGAGAAUUGGUUCAAGGGGCAGCCCGACAGCUACUUCCUGUCAGGAGAGGACUGUGCGGUGAUGGUUUGGCAGGACCAGGGCCAGUGGAGCGACGUGCCCUGCAACUACCACCUGUCCUACACCUGCAAGAAGAGUGUCUCCUCCUGCGGGCCGCCUCCGCAGGUGCCUCACGCUCAGGUGUUCGGGAGGCGGCGUGUGCGCUACGAGAGCGGCUCCAUGGUGCGAUACUUCUGCACCGACGGCUUCAUCCAGAGACUCAACCCCGUGGUCAAGUGUCUGCCCAGCGGACUGUGGGCGGAGCCAGAGGUCACAUGUCUCCCAGCUUCUGCACAGACGAGGAGAGAGGCCUCCGUCACCAGAUCGUCCGCCGCUGAGAGCACGACUCAGAAACUGGCUUCGUACCAGCUGGUGCUAACACCUCCCCACAAUCCACUGCACCCCUCUCCACAAUCCACUGCAAAAAGUCUGAAGCAGGACCGUAACACACCUGAGGUUUUCCAAGUAUCUCCAGCUACAGAAACUCCAAACCUCCAGAACUUUCACAGUCCUUCAGAAACUGUCAGUCCACCAGAGAAAACCCUCCCACCAGAGACACAGGACGUCAGCUCCGAUGCCGCUCACUUCAUGGUUUCAACGAUGAUCCGAAAGCUCUUGGACAAAUCCCCCGUGUCCCUGGACAUUAGGGAACAAGGAAAAGUUAUUUUGCGACUGCGUGAGGUGGGGCGAGGAGUCUCCAUGCCCCAGGGAACAGACCUGAAGACCAAAGAUCUCAAAGCCAUAGCUAAAGAGGGGGCGAGAAGUCUCCGGGAAGAGAUGGGACCCACCUCCUCACCCCUGCUCCAGAGUGACUGGUUUGUGGAGGCAGCGGUGAGACAUUUGAACUUCCACCUGAAAGACUUCAGUGACGAGGACAGAGGCCGACGACCGGGACACUGCUUCUCUCGAGUGUUUAAGAUGUUCAGGACCAGGAGGAGCAGAGUGUCGCCUGGUCCUCUGAGAGCAUACCUCAGAUCAGCAUCUUAA